Messenger RNA from Carcharodon carcharias (great white shark), 3108 nucleotides. Its product is annotated as cytochrome c oxidase assembly factor 7. The coding region runs from base 282 to 980 and encodes 232 amino acids. The record is from RefSeq and is a predicted model, not a curated record. Gene Ontology annotation, cellular component: mitochondrial intermembrane space. The transcript has 3 exons. Gene Ontology annotation, molecular function: protein binding. Lineage: Eukaryota; Metazoa; Chordata; Chondrichthyes; Lamniformes; Lamnidae.
CUAUUGGCUGUUUCCCUGCCGUGGCCGAUGAGAGGUUUGAUGGAUGCAGGUGAGAGUUGAGGUUAGGACGGAGCGGUGGCGAUGUUCUGUUAGUGAAUGCGGGAAGUUCAGAGAUGGCGGCGGUGCACCAUUGUUCAGGCGGCCGGACGGUAUUGACUCGGUGAGGCGAAGGGACAGCUAAGUGGCGACUGCACUUCGGGCCUGUUUGAAUUUGACCUUGGAGUUAAGCGCUGAGGCAGUGAGAUUGUGUUGGCCUCUCCAUCCUGGCUGUGAGCGAUUGAAUGAUGGCUGGACUUAUCAACUUCCAGAAUGAAGCAGAAGUGAGAGAGUUUCUGGACAAUCUAGGAAUCGAGUACAGUUACCAGUGUCACAAGGAGAAAGAUCCGGAAGGGUGUCAACGUCUUGCUGAUUAUUUGGAAGGAAUUAAAAAAAAUUAUGAAGCAGCUGCUCAGGUAUUGAAACACAACUGUGAGGAAAACCAGCAUGGUGAAAGCUGCUAUAAGCUUGGUUCUUACUAUAUGAUUGGAAAAGGUGGAUUACAACAAAAUCUGAAGACUGCCUAUGAAUGCUUUGUUAAAUCAUGUGGAAAAGAUGGUAAGAAGUCAGUUGAUGCCUGCCACAAUGCUGGAUUGUUAGCUCAUGAUGGACAAGCAUUCGAUAAUAAACCAGAUUCUGUGAAAGCCAGAGAUUACUACACCAAAGCCUGCAAUGGGAAUUUCGUAGCCAGCUGUUUCAAUCUAAGUACUCUCUACAUCCAGGGAGCACCAGGAGUGACCAAGGAUAUGGCCAUGGCCCUAAAAUAUUCUCUUAAAGCAUGCGAUCUAGGGCAUAUCUGGGCAUGUGCAAACACUAGUCGAAUGUACAAACUAGGAGAGGGUACAUCUAGAGACAAUGAAAAGGCUGAACUUUUCAAAAACAGAGCACAAGAUUUGCAUAGGGAGCAAAAGGAAUAUUCACAGCAGUUAAAGUUUGGCCAGUAAAAUCAAAUUCUGACUUAAAAUUGUUUUUUUUUAUUGGUAUAUCUCUGCUAAAUAAAAUCAUGUUGAAUUGUGCAAAUGUUGGGUGAGGACAGAAUUGGGCUCAACUGUGAUUUUCUGUGAUCAUAUACCCUGCUAAAACGCGCACAUGAAUGGUGAUCACAUAGAAGGAAAAGCAUUGGCGAUUGGUGCCUGUGGAAUGGUCUACCAGGAAGAAACUCAUUCUUAGCAAGGAAUGGAAGAAGAAAAUAUUAAAGGAAGAGAAUCAAGGGAGCUAAGCCUUUAGAAGUAUAUAAAAUGUACUCUGUGAUCUACCUUUGUUAAUUAGAAAUGCUCAAUGGUCUGGUGGCUUAUUUAAACCUGCAAUUGUAAUAUCUCUCAAAUUGCACCCCAAACAUUAAAUGGAUAGAGAAGUAAUAUUUUCCACUGUAAUUAGCUGUAGUCUGCAAAGGAACAUAGAUAUCUUUCUCCAUUAGACAUAGACAAUUGGUUAUAUAGCUUGAUGGACACCACUCCACAUCAAGCGUAGGGUAAGACAAGGAGACAAGCCUUGGAUAAAAGUAGAGAAAUUCAAAUAAAAAUACUGGAAGAGGCAUAUGACGGUAGUAGGGGAGUGAUGCAAGAAAAUCAAGCAAAGUAUAUAAAAUAGAAGGGAGUGACAAUGAGGAGGAGAAAGGCAAGAUGGUAUAAAGCAAGACUGACUGGUAACGAGAAAUUAUGAAGAAUUUUAGAAAUAUAAAUAAAAGAGCAGCUGACAAAGGAUACAACCAGUUAGAGAUGAAAAAAAAAUGGAAGAUGAAAGAAUACAAGAGGUAUUAAAUGAUUACUUUGGCUCCAUUUUCACAGAAGACUGUGAUAAUGUCAGAAUGCAAGAGGAAGAGCAAAUAAAAAGGCUAACUAUAGAUAAGGAAGUAAUUACUGAUACAAAUGGUGGAACUCCCAAAGUGGAAAAGGCACUGGGCUCAGAUGGCAUGUAUCAUAGCAUGCUGAAGGAAGCCAAUGAGGAAAUGAUUGAACACUAACAAAAGGAAAUAACUAAAACCCGAUUGGAACAUUUCAAACAUUUCUGAAUAUGAAAGUAGCUCCAGGGGACUAGAGAACUGGUAAUGUAAUAUCUCUGGUGAGAAAGGAAUGAAUUGGCUAAUUACAGACAAUUAGUAUUGCAUCCAUAGUAGGUUAGCUUCUAGCACCUAUCAUACAGAAUCAACUUAAAACUAACUGAGAAAAUACAUGAGUCAGUCAAGGACUGAAAGGCCUGGAUAGAGUGGACGUGGGGAAGAUGUUUCCAUUAGUAAGAGAGACUAGGACCUGAGGGCACAGCCUCAGAGUAAAGGAAAGACCUUUUAGAACAGAGAUGAGGAGAAACUUCUUUAGCCAGAGAUUGGUGAAUCUAUGGAAUUCAUUGCCACAGAAGGCUGUGAAGGCCAGGUCAUUGAGUGUAUUUAAAACCGAGAUAGAUAGGUUCUUGAUUGGUAAGGGGAUCAAAGGUUACGGGGAGAAGGCGGGAGAAUGAGCAGACUUGAUGGGCCGAAUGGCCUAAUUUCUGCUCCUAUGUCUUAUGGACAGUCAGCACCAAACUUUUAAACAACAAAUCCUACCUGAUUAAAGAGAAUUAUUUGAGCAAGUGAUGGUAUGUGUUCAUGGAAUUUCAAAAGACAUUAGAUAAAUUGCAGCACAGGAGGUUUUUGGAAUAAGGGUACAUAACACCUAACAUUUCAACCAUUACAUAUCCUAACAAUGAGCAAAAAUAGAAAUUCUCUUAAUAUCUCCCUUUGCCCUUUUGGUGAUAUCUUAAGUUUAUGUCCUGUAGUCACCAGUUCACUAUGAGUAUAAAUAGUUUUUCACAAUUCACCUUUUCAAAGCCCUCCAUGGUUUUUCUUAACAUUCUUUGUUCUAAUAAAAGUCAGUUUGUCUGAUCUAUUCUCAUAAUCAUUAUUAUAGUGAAUCUCUUCUGCACCCUCUCCAUGACUCUGAUAUCUUCAAUACAUAGAAUUUCCAUUAAUGUACUCAAUACAGUUUUGUAACUGAUGAAUUGUGCUGGUUUAGUCUCAUUGUUUUUCUACUCAGUGUCCAACUGAACAAAUUUAGGAUUUAAUAUAAUUUUUAAAAUAUAUUAAAAAUAGUUUUAUCA